AUGGACAGUAAUGUACACACAGGCGGUGCGAAGCACUUCCCAAAUAAAGACGGACAAAAUCAGCCUGAUGUUUCCAAGGGGAAGCGAAGAGUUGGAGUUAUUCCCACUAUUCAAGAAAUCCAUGGAGAUGUUCUAACAACCCUUGCUAAUCAAUACUGGGCACCACAUUCAAAACUUCCUAAAAAUAAAUUUUCAGAAAAAAUUAUCGAAAGGAUCUAUUACAAAGAAAUUGGACACAGGUUUCCCAUCCGACGAAUCAUGUUGUUAGAGUUCAGUCAGUACCUAGAACUGUACCUGUGGCCUAACUUUAACCCUGGCCGUCUGUCACCCGCUUACAUCAUGAGUAUAGUGAUGAUAAUCAACGAGAAGUUCAGGCAGAAGGUCCCUGUGUGGAAAGUAUUUCGUGAUCACCCAGUCCAGGUACCGCUGUUUUUCCAUGCUGUGAAAGAGGCGAUAAAGGAAUUUAACGAUCAGUUCAGUCUCAAGGAGCAGACUGUACUGCUGAUAUUCCUGAUCCACUGUUACAACAGCUUGGAAGAAGACAUUGUACGCACACAUAUUCAGCAUACAGUUAGUCUUGGUAUUUGGAGAUGCAUUCUCCCCUCCAAGCUUCAAAGUUUACUCGAAAAGAAUCCGCGUCUAAACAAACGGUGGAAUAACCUCCAAAAGAGGGAACAGAAGCUGGGUGCGCGCGAGCGGGGACUACGCGAAAAUGAUUACAAUUUCCUUCAAAAACUCAUACACAAGUACUUUGCUGUUCUCGAGGAGAUCCCCGCUGAAGGCUUCAUCACGAUGGAAGAGGUAAAUUUCGCGGAGAGAUUUCUGGAGCUGUGUAUAGACCUCCAAGCGCAACUGCCUACACGGCGCUUCUUCAACACUCUCCUCCUUGACACGCACAUUAUAGUGCGCUCUGCACAAAGCACUCUGGCGCACCGAGAACAGGAAGGGCACUUGUUCUGCGAGCUUCUCAAGAUGGUCAAAUUUUACUCCAAGUUCGAAAUAGACGAUCUAGAAGGGAAUCCGCUUACAGAGACUCAGAUGUUAAGCCAGCAUUACGAUCAAGUUCUCUCUUUGCAGAAACAGUGCUUCGCUCACUUUAAGGAGCUGGAGGAGUUAGCGUUAGCAAACAUCAGUCAGGUAGAUUCUAGAGACAGUCUCACUGGGUACCUCAGGUCACUGAACAACAGAAGACUUCACGAGCUAGCUCACCAUCUCAACCUCUUAGAACCUUAUGGGGAAGCAAAACACAAAAGUAGUUUUAUCCUGGAGGUGAUUGUUUCCUAUCAUGAGACUAGGAUGAGCCAGAUGGAUGAGAUUAACGCUAUGCCCCUCUAUCCUACUGAAGAGAUUCUAUGGGACGAGAAUGUUGUCCCAAACGAGUUUUUCUCCGGUGAGGGCUGCUUGGCUCUACCUAAACUGAACCUUCAGUUUUUAACGCUCCACGAUUAUUUGCUGAGAAACUUCAACUUGUUCAGAUUGGAAACUAUGUAUGAAAUCAGACAGGACGUAGAAGAUGCAGUUUUGAGAUUGUGCCCGUUUCUAACAUCCGACCAGUCGACCCAAUUCUCUGGGUGGGCCCGAAUGGCGCUGCCUGUCGCAAAGUUUACUGUCGUAGAGGUCGCCAAACCACACGUGGGAAAGAACCAUCCUUCACGAGUCAGAGCUGAUGCCACAAUCAACCUUGAUAUCAGACGGAACAUUGCCACCGAAUGGGACUCGCUGAGAAAACAUGACGUUUGUUUCCUUCUGACUAUCGAUGCUUUGUCUACUUCACCUACUUACAGCUCCAGAAAACCCUUCCUAGAACAGGUAAGGCUACGCUAUCUGAGAGGGUGCGAGGUGGAGGGGUAUCUGGACGAGGAGGGGAGAGUGGUAGCUGAGGGAUUUGAGAAACCUGACUACAAGACGAGAAUGAGGACUGUCAGACUGUAUCUGGAUGUCAACCAAUACCAGUUUGACAUGGAAAAGACGAUAAAAGGAUCGGAAGAUGUAUACGAAACCUUCAACUUGAUAAUGAGACGAAAGCCCAAGGAGAACAACUUCAAGGCAGUGUUGGAAACUAUCCGGGACAUGAUCAAUACGGAAUGUGUGGUUCCUGCCUGGCUUCAUGACAUCUUCCUGGGUUAUGGGGAUCCGGGGGAAGCUCACUACUCUAAGAUGCCCAAUAAAACUGAGACGAUAGAUUUCAAUGAUACAUUCUUGGACGCGGAGCACCUACUGGAGAACUUCUUAGGAUCGGAGAUUAAGUGUGAUGCAGCUCCCGAGAAACAGAUCAAACCAUUCAAAAUCCACUUUCCUGAAAAAGGAGCCGGCCUGGAAGUGAUCCCGUACACCCUACCCAACCCCGGCCCUUACCCUUACAACAAACCCAAAGAGAACAGCGUCAGAUUCACUCCUACACAAAUAGAGGCCAUCAAGGCCGGUUGUAAUCCUGGUUUAACAAUGGUCGUUGGACCUCCUGGUACAGGAAAAACGGACGUAGCAGUGCAGGUGAUCAACAACAUUUACCACAAUUUCCCGAACCAGCGGACCCUGAUAGUAACACACAGUAACCAGGCUCUUAACCAGCUCUUCCAGAAAAUCAUCAACUUGGACAUUGACGAACGGCAUCUUCUUAGGUUGGGUCACGGAGAAGAAGGUUUGGGGACGGACAAGGAUUUCAGCAAGUAUGGCAGAGUUAACUACAUCCUAGCACAUAGGUUGGAGUUACUGAACGAGGUGGGAAGACUCCAGAAGAGUUUGGGGGUACAAGGUGACGUGACGUACACUUGUGAAACGGCCGGGUACUUUAACCUUUAUCAGGUAAAGAGUAGAUGGGAUGAGUUCAUGACAAGACUGAAGCAGAAAAGCGGAAGUGAGGAGGGAAACGAGGCUUGUGAUGUCAAAGAGCUGUUUCCUUUCCAUGUUUACUUUAGCAACGCUCCUCAGCCCAUCUUCAAAGGAGAUUCCUAUGUAGAAGAUCUGGAUCAAGCAGAGGGUUGUUAUAGACACAUCCAAAAAAUAUUCGACCAACUAGAAGAGUUCAGAGCGUUUGAGCUAAUGAGAAGUGGUCUGGACAGAGCGAACUACCUGCUGGUCAAGGAAGCUAAAAUAAUUGCUAUGACCUGUACUCACGCUGCUCUCACCAGGAGGAACUUGGUUAAACUCGGAUUCAGAUACGACAACAUACUGAUGGAGGAAUCAGCUCAGAUCCUGGAGAUAGAAACCUUCAUCCCCCUCCUACUACAAGAGCCUGAGGAUGGGCACAACAGGUUGAAACGAGUUAUCCUGAUCGGGGAUCAUCACCAGCUGCCCCCAGUUAUCAAGAACAUGGCCUUUCAGAAGUACAGCAAUAUGGAACAGAGCCUCUUCACUCGCUUUAUUCGACUAGGAGUACCAGCAAUAGAGCUAGACAAACAAGGAAGAUCCCGGGCCUCACUAGCUAACCUGUACAACUGGCGCUACAAGAAACUUGGCAACUUGCCGCAUGUUCUCAACAGUUCCGAGUACCUUACCAGCAAUCCCGGUCUCUCUUUCGACUAUCAGCUUAUAAACGUUGAAGAUUUCAACGGUGUCGGAGAGUCAGAACCAAACCCUUACUUCUAUCAGAACCUUGGUGAAGCUGAAUAUGUUGUUGCUGUCUACAUGUACAUGCGACUCUUAGGCUACAAGAGUGAGGAAAUCACUAUACUGACAACCUACAACGGACAGAAACACCUUAUCAGAGAUGUUGUGAAACAGAGGUGUGGGGAUAACCCCGUGUUUGGUUUCCCUAAAACCAUCACUACUGUCGACAGAUAUCAGGGAAGUCAGAACAACUACAUCCUGCUCUCCCUAGUCAGGACAAAGACUGUGGGUCAUCUUCGUGACGUCAGACGGCUCAUCGUGGCUAUGUCACGUGCACGACUGGGACUCUACGUCUUCGCUAGAGUCGGUAUAUUUGCUAACUGCUACGAGUUGACCCCCGCCUUCAAACAGCUCCUGAAGCAUCCCACAGAGCUCCACAUAUAUCCUGACGAGAGGUUCCCCACAAACAGGAAGACUGGAGACUUGCCACCUUCUGCUAAGGUCAUCAAGGAUAUGCCGGAGAUGAGCAAGUUUGUGUACGAUUACUACUACCAAGUAAUUGAAAAGUUGACGAAGGAGCAGAAUGAGCUUAACAAGCAAAAAGAAGCUGUUGAAUCUGCUGCUCAUAGAUUCCAGACACCUAAGGAAGCUAAAACGAUAGAUGCACCGAUUGAGGAAGAUCCUGAAAAGAAGAAGAAGAACCUGGAAGAAACUCUUGCUCAGCCGUUCCUGGCAAUAGACGACGUUGGUACAGCAGAAGACCGGGAUGAUAGCGAGAAUAGUGAUAACGAGGAUGUUGUCCAUCCAAUCCGGAUACUGCCCUCUAACUUCCAGGAUGUAAGGGACGAGUUCCAGCCCUUUCCUCACGUCAAAUAUGAGGAGGAAGAAACAGAAGAGCAGUCGAGUGAGGCAGCAGCAGCAACUGAGCAGUCCGCUGAAAUGGAGACGACCCAGACUGAGCAGGAUCAACCAGCUGAAGAUAUUGCUGGAAUUCAAGAGACCGAGGUAGACUCCAACAAGGAAGCGGGAGAGAAGGACGAAACUGAGGCAGUGGAGGAGAUACCUGAUAACGAUGCAGGUGUGAACAGUAAACCGGUUGAGGAUGUAGAGAUGAGAGAUGAGAAAGAGAAGGAGGGAGACAGCGAGGAGGGUGAGGAGGAGGAAUGCGGGCCUUCUCUCGACAUGAUGAGAUCCUGAACCUGAGCUUCAAACGCAGAAAGUUAAACUUAAAGCGUCCAUCAGCCAGUUACUUCACAAAUAUGUGCACUUAAUUUAUACAUUUUAUUCUUUUUUAUUAUAUUUACUCGCUUUUAUGUCAUGACGAAGAUUUUAUUUUUGUUCUAAAUCAAAUUUCUCAUUUAAUUGCAGCCUCAUUUUAUCUCAGCCUCUCUUCAAAUGUUAGAUAUGUGCUGUUAUUUUUGAUCUUUUCCUUGGUGGACGCUUUUGUUUUGGAUUGGCAGGUUCCAUUUAAGAUUGUUCAGCGAAUGAUUUUUCUCAAAAUGAAAUGUUUUCUUUAUAUUGAAAAUAUCUUUUACUUUUUAUUUA
Messenger RNA from Bolinopsis microptera, 5091 nucleotides. RefSeq names its product RNA helicase aquarius-like. Gene Ontology annotation, cellular component: catalytic step 2 spliceosome. Lineage: Eukaryota; Metazoa; Ctenophora; Tentaculata; Lobata; Bolinopsidae. The coding region runs from base 1 to 4743 and encodes 1580 amino acids. Gene Ontology annotation, molecular function: helicase activity; mRNA binding. Gene Ontology annotation, biological process: mRNA splicing, via spliceosome. The transcript is spliced from 35 exons. The record is from RefSeq and is a predicted model, not a curated record.